Gossypium arboreum is the source of this 1899-nucleotide messenger RNA. RefSeq lists its product as uncharacterized. Lineage: Eukaryota; Viridiplantae; Streptophyta; Magnoliopsida; Malvales; Malvaceae. The transcript is spliced from 4 exons. The record is from RefSeq and is a predicted model, not a curated record. The coding region runs from base 361 to 1536 and encodes 391 amino acids.
UUUAUGAAUUGAUGGGAUGAAAUAAGGGUGGGUUGGGUUGUUUAGAAGAGAAGAGAAGGGAAGGGGCAUAAUGAAAAUGGGCCGAGCUGAACAUUGUAGUCGAAAGACAGCACGCAAAUGUUUGAAUAGUAAUAUAUAUUAAACCCUGCUCCUGAAGUGAAGCGAGAAGAAAAGCCUCCCAGUAGUGGAGGAGACAGUGGAGAGACUCUGCAAAAUUGCUGCCUUUUUCUCUUGCUGGCCUGCUGCUCCUAUUACUACUAUCACACUCCUCUCCCGAUUUCUCCCUUCAAUUUCAUGUAAAUUAAAUUACCCUUUCCACUCCUCCUUCAAACCCCGCUUUUCUCCGUGGCUGGUUUUCUCAUGGAGAGCUCUGAUGAUGAAAAGGAUGGAAUCUAUGGAAAUUUUGUGCCGAAAGAACUGGGCCAUAAUUUUGCAUUGAAUGGUACAAAGUUUGUAGAUGAGGUCCUUAAUGGACAGAGUGAGCGGUGUUUGGAAAAUUUUCGCAUGGAUAAGCCAGUGUUUUACAAAUUAUGUGAUAUUCUGCAAGGCAAAGGCUUACUUCGGCAUACAAAUCGUAUCAAGAUUGAGGAGCAAUUAGCUAUUUUCUUGUUCAUAAUUGGCCAUAACCUACGGACUCGGGCUGUUCAGGAGUUAUUUAGAUACUCCGGUGAAACCAUCAGUCGCCAUUUCAAUAAUGUUCUGAAUGCAAUUAUGGCAAUUUCAUUAGAAUUCUUUCAGCCUCCAGGAUCUGAUGUUCCUCCAGAAAUCUCGCAGGAUCCUCGAUUUUAUCCAUAUUUUAAGGACUGUGUUGGAGCAGUUGAUGGCAUACACGUUCCAGUGAUGGUUGGUGUAGAUGAGCAAGGACCUUUCCGAAAUAAGAAUGGUUUACUUUCUCAAAAUGUUCUGGCAGCUUGUUCAUUUGAUCUUAAAUUCCAUUAUGUUCUAGCUGGCUGGGAAGGUUCAGCAUCAGAUUUGAGAGUUCUAAAUUCAGCACUUACUAGGCGCAAUAAGUUGCAAGUCCCUGAAGGAAGAUACUACCUUGUGGAUAACAAGUAUGCAAAUAUGCCAGGCUUUAUUGCCCCGUAUCUUGGUGUCUCUUAUAACUCAAAUGAAUUUCCCAGUGGUUAUCAUCGCCAAGAUGCCAAGGAGCUAUUUAAUCAACGACACUUCUUGCUGCGAAAUGCUACUGAUCGUAUUUUUGGGGCCUUGAAGGAAAGGUUCCCUAUUUUGAUGUCGGCUCCUCCCUACCCAUUGCAAACACAAGUGAAAUUGGUAGUAGCCGCAUGUGCAUUGCAUAAUUACAUCCGUAGGGAGAAACCAGAUGACAUGCUUUUUAAAAUGUAUGAACCACAGACUGCCUUACAGAUACAAGAAUCAUUGGCUCCACAAGAGGUGGAACAAGCAAUAAUGCCUGUUGAUACCCAUGAUCUGGAAGUUGCAUUUGAAGCAGAGCAACCAGAACUUAAUUCACAGUUAAGGGAUUCAAUUGCGACCGAAAUGUGGGAAGACUAUAUCCGUGAUUUAGCAGUCGUGUAGAUUGAUUGAUUCAUUGUGGCUUUAGAGUUAGGCUAGGCCUGAAACAUUUUCUUAACAAUGACCGACCAUAUAGGAUAAUUUUUUUUCCCCUUUUGGAUGUACAUUGGCCCUUGGUUUAUACACAAGAAAGCAGUCAUACUAUCUUUUGAUGAUGUCUACAUUGUUGGGUAAUACUUAAAAACUAUGGGUGUACAGUGAUUGUGACACAGUUCUUAAGAGCUGAUUAAUGUUUGUCUUUGAUGGGUGAUGCAUUGAAAGUCGGCAUCAGAUCACAUCUGAAUUUUUUAGGUAUGAUUCUAUGUAUCACCAAACCAUAUUUUCUCCCUCUUGCUUGGAAUGAGAACGUUUAUCACCUUCCCGAAA